Microcebus murinus (gray mouse lemur) is the source of this 942-nucleotide messenger RNA. RefSeq names its product vomeronasal type-1 receptor 4-like. Gene Ontology annotation, biological process: G protein-coupled receptor signaling pathway. Gene Ontology annotation, cellular component: membrane. Lineage: Eukaryota; Metazoa; Chordata; Mammalia; Primates; Cheirogaleidae. Gene Ontology annotation, molecular function: pheromone receptor activity. The record is from RefSeq and is a predicted model, not a curated record.
AUGGCCUCCGGGGAUUUGGCUGUAGGAGUGGUGUGCUUAUCACAGACUGUGGUUGGGCUCAUGGGGAACGUCUCUCUUCUUUACCAUUACCUCUUUCUUUACUUCACUGGGUGUAGGCCGAGGUCAACAGACUUGAUUGUUGUGCACCUGAUUAUAGCCAACUUCUUAUCCCUCCUCUCUAGAGGAGUCCCCCAGACCAUGGCAGCUUUUGGGUUGACACUUUUCCUCAAUGAUAUUGGAUGCAAACUUGUCUUCUAUGUCCACAGAGUGGGCAGGGGUGUGUCCAUCAGCACCACGUGCCUGCUGAGUGUCUUCCAGGUGAUCACGAUCAGCCCCAGGAACUCCAAGUGGGGAGAGCUUAAAGAGAAGGCUCCCAGGUACACAGGCUUUGCUAUUUUCCUGUGCUGGCUCCCAUACAUGCUGGUCAAUAUCAUUUGUUUCAUGUAUGUGACUAGCAAAUGGGGCAACACCAACAUCACAAUAAAAAAGGAUUUAGGAUACUGUUCUGGGGAAGGUAAUAAUGAAAUCUCAGUGUCACUAUGUGUACCAAUGUUGUCAAUCCCUGAUGUUUUCUGUGUGGGGCUCAUGCUCUGGGCCAGCAGCUCCAUGGUUUUCAUCCUGUUCAGGCACAAACAGCAGGUCCAACACAUCCAUAAGAACGAUCUCUCCCCCAGAUUCUCCCCUGAGUCCAGAGCUACCCACAGCAUCCUCGUCCUGGUGAGCAUGUUUGUGUCUUCUUACAUCCUCUCCUGCCUUCUUCAAGUUUGUAUCGUUUUUUUGGAUAAUCCCAAUAUUUUAGCAGUAAAUGCUUCAGCCUUAAUCAGUGUGUGUUUCCCAACCCUGUGUCCCUUCAUUCUCAUGAGCCGUGUGUCCAGAGAACCCAGGCUUUCCUUUGCCUGGAUAAAGAUUACAAAAUCUCCUAAACCCAUCAUAAACAUGUAA